Molecule: messenger RNA, 5071 nt
Organism: Protopterus annectens (West African lungfish)
Lineage: Eukaryota; Metazoa; Chordata; Ceratodontiformes; Protopteridae
Product: cadherin-24-like
Exons: 15
Coding region: 1066-3480 (804 amino acids)
Biological process (GO): homophilic cell-cell adhesion; multicellular organism development; adherens junction organization
Cellular component (GO): plasma membrane; catenin complex; adherens junction
Molecular function (GO): cadherin binding; calcium ion binding
Source: RefSeq, a predicted model, not a curated record
ACUUCAGUAGCUCAGAGUACGUACUGACUGGCAGGCAGAGAGCUGCUCUUCCGCCCCUCCCCCACACCCUCCACAGCAGCCUCUAAAAUCUCUCUGUCUUUCUCUCUCCUAUGUGAGUGUGUCUGAUUUUUUUCUGCAGAGCGGGGCUUUCUCUGAUAGGAACAGCUGUUUUAUACCUUCCCAACAUAAUCUCAGCCGCAGAAAUAAAGAGAUGGGAAAGCAGCAGCUUUGACAGCAUAGCAGAUUUCUCUUCUGCUUGUCCCCCUCUCCAAAUUUGGGAUUCUUGUUUUUCCCUAUAUAUAUUUUUCCCCCGAAAAGGUCUAAGCUGUUCCCUCUGUUAAUUUACAUCUUCUUCUCUUUUCUUGUGGUUCCUUUUAUAAUUGGGGGAAAGAAUCUAGCUCACCUGCACGUCAGCAAGUACUUUUGGAAAAGAAGAAUUUGUUUUCCACCAAAUUUCCAUGGAGAUUGCUCAGACCAGGCUGCAGCAAAAUUAUCAUUAUUGGCCAUUCCUUUGUUUUCUGGGCAGCAGAACGGGUGACGAUUCAUUUUCAUGGCGGUAUGUUAGAUCUUUUCCCAGUGAAAUAGGAAUUCAUCUGGAGUCACUUUAGAGGCAAAAAUUACAUUCAUGAAUAUACCUUGUCAAACUGUUUACCAUCUGGAAGAAUAGCUCCACAUGACGUCACACUGAGAAGGUAUACAAAAGCAAUAAGAAGGCAUAGGCAUUGGUUCUUGAUGUGGCCUGACAUUCAAGUACUCUAUGGGAUUCUUGUUGUUACAUCUCAGACAUCUACAUUUUCCCAAAACUGUUUGUGUGGAUUUUGAUUCUCAAGACUGGGAUUAAGGUAACCUGAAAGGUGGCUGACAUGAAGACAAAAGGAAGAGCUGCGCAGUCCGGGGACACACGACCAACUUGUUACAAUGGAAACCACAUCAGCUUGUCAACACACACCCAGAAUAGACACUAAAAUAACUGGACAAAACACUUUUGAGACCACAAACUCAGUUAGUAACAUACUUUUCUGACUGUAAAAAUCAGAAAUAGAGAAGACAUAUAUAGACGUCAUCAUGAAGGACCUUCUGCAAGUUUUGCUAGCUUGUAUUUAUGGGUGUUACUUAGGUCAUGCAACUUUGAUAGUACAAGUACCAUUGCAAAUGAUGCCAUCACCACCGCCGGUGCCACAGGGAAGUUCACAGGGAUUAGAACGAUCGCUGCUCCGAACACGAAGAAGUUGGGUUUGGAAUCAGUUCUUCGUCAUUGAGGGAUACUCCGGGCCUGAGCCGGUCCUUAUUGGAAGGUUACACACUGACAUGGACAAAGGGGAAAACAAGAUUAAAUAUAUUCUUACAGGAGAAGGCGCUGGAACUGUUUUUGUCAUUGAUGAGAAAACAGGAAACAUCCAUGUGACGAAGACUCUGGACCGUGAGGAGAAGCCACAGUACACUCUUCUGGCACAGGCAGUUGAUAGACAGACGAACCGCCCUCUGGAACCUCCCUCUGAGUUCAUCAUCAAAGUCCAGGACAUUAAUGAUAACCCACCAAUGUUCUUGCAUGGACCCUACCACGCUACUGUACCAGAAAUGUCCAAUGUGGGUACAUCAGUGAUCCAAGUCACAGCAAGUGAUGCUGAUGACCCGACCUAUGGGAACAGUGCCAGGCUAGUGUACACUGUGCUAGAAGGACAACCAUUCUUUUCUGUGGACCCACAAACAGGUAUAAUCCGUACAGCAAUCCCAAACAUGGACCGAGAAACACAAGAUGAGUUCCUUGUGGUGAUCCAGGCAAAAGAUAUGGGUGGGCACAUGGGAGGUCUUUCAGGAACAACAACAGUGACAGUAACACUUCUAGAUGUCAAUGACAAUCCUCCGAAAUUUCCACAGAGUCUGUACCAGUUUUCGGUUCCUGAGUCCAUUACUCCAGGAUCCUUGGUUGGACGCUUGAAAGCUCAAGAUCCAGAUAUUGGUGAGAAUGCAAUGAUGUCUUACAACAUUCUGGAUGGAGAAGGAGCAGACAUAUUUAAUAUCACUACUGAUCACCAGGGACAAGAAGGCAUGAUUAUUUUAAAAAAGUCUCUUGAUUUUGAGAGCCAGAGGUCUUACAGCUUUAGAGUGGAAGCAACAAACACCUUUAUUGACCCACACUACAUCCGGAAAGGACCUUUCAAAGAUGUCACUACAGUGAAAGUGGAAGUGAUGGAUGCAGAUGAGGUGCCGGUGUUUUCUCAGCCAAGUUACAACAUGGUGGUAUACGAAAACAGUGCCGUCGGGACUAUUGUAGGGAGAGUAAGUGCCUGGGACCCAGACUCUCACAGCAGUAUUAUCAGGUAUUCAAUCAACCAGCACACAGACCCAGAGAGAUACUUCACCAUCAGUCCACAAAAUGGCACAAUAUUUACUGCAAUGACUCUUGACAGGGAAACAGUGAUGUGGCAUAACAUUACCGUUAUAGCAACUGAAAUUGACAGCCCUUCACAGGCAUCCCGGGCUUUAGUGGCAAUCCAGACACUGGAUAUGAAUGAUAAUGCCCCUCAAUUUAAGGAGCCUUAUGAAGCCUUCAUCUGUGACAAUGCACGUCCUGGUCAGUUGAUUCUAACAAUUGGAGCUGUUGAUCCUGAUGAAAUGAGCAACAACAGUCGAUUUUCCUAUCGGGUUCCUCCUGAUUACUCCACUGACAGGAACUUCACUAUUAAGGAUAAUCAAGAUAACUCCGCCAGUGUGCUUGUACAGCAGAAUAAGUUUGCACAGAACCGAAGAGAUAUCUACCUUGUGCCCAUUGUUAUCAGUGAUGGUGGUACGCCUCCCCUCAGCAGCACCAAUACGCUGACCAUCAGCAUAUGUCGCUGUGGCCUGGAUGGUACGAUCCAGUCCUGUAACAUGGAAGCUUAUAUCUCUCCUGCAGGCCUAAGCACAGGUGCACUUGUUGCUAUUUUGGCCUGUAUUGCUACUCUGCUAGCAAUAGUCGUGCUUUUUGUGGCUUUGCGUAAACAGAAGAAGGAGGCAUUAAUUGUUUAUGAGGAAGAGGAUGUCCGUGAAAACAUUAUCACUUAUGAUGAUGAAGGUGGAGGGGAGGAAGAUACUGAAGCCUUUGAUAUCACUGCACUCCAGAAUCCAAAUGCUGCCAUUGGUCCCGGAAUGGCAGGUGGCUUUUUUACAGCAGCAGUUGCUACUGCCAGGAGAGAUGUUAAACCUAAGCGGAGUCCAGCAGUCAGACGCAGCAAUCUCCUGGCCAACAAUACCCUGGGAGUAGAAGAGUUUUUAAAGCUGCGUCUGUAUGAAGUAGAUGAAGAUCCUAGUGUUCCACCAUAUGACUCUAUCCAAAUCUAUGGCUAUGAAGGACAAGGUUCCUCAGUGGGAUCCCUCAGCUCACUGGAUUCCAGUACCACAGACACAGAUGUGAGCUAUGAGCACCUUGAAGACUGGGGACCACGUUUCCACAAACUUGCUGAUUUAUAUGGUGCAAAAGACACAUCUUGUUAUCCUUAACAUUAGAACCUUAAGAAAUGGAGUUGUGGAACCAAACAAAUACUAAACCUGGCUCAUCAAAAAGUGGCCUAAAGAAUGGUCAGACACUUAAUUGCCAGAAAAAAAUCCACUCACUGUGCAAUACUGAACUGAAAUGAACUCAUUUUUGUUAAAAAUGUUUUAUCUGCUUGUUCUGUCUUUUUUGUCAAAGUAACAGUUUUCUUGCUGUUCAUUCCAUUUUGUCAUCUCUACUUGCACCAAGUCUUGGUGAUAUGGAAUUUGAGAAUACAUGUAGUAAUUACAUCCAUUCAUGGUGCAUCCUGAGAUUGCCAAUUUUUUCAGGUUUUUAUGUUAAAAAUAAAAGAAACAUGCAAGUGAAGGGCAACUCUUAUGGCCGAAAAAAAAUUGUUUAUGAGCAUGCAGAUAUCUUUUCUUUUUUGUUUCAUUUUCCUAUUUCCAAAAGUAUUUGGUUUCCCCCUUUAGUAAAACAAUACUGAAAUUUUUCACAUCUUAGUGCCUUUUUAGAGUACUGAACCCCUUUGUUAUCUGACACGAUUUUGUGUGUUAGUAAUGAAAUAUAUUAUGGCAGUGGCAGGAAAUCUGCAGGUGGCAUUUAGCUCCUGAGGACCACUUAGGCUUUCCCUUGCAGUCACUGAGGAAAAAAGGCACGCUACUUUGCAUUUGUAUUAAUGGCCUGUCUGAAGCAUUACAGAUACUUCUUUUGUUCCAUUUUAAAUUUUGUUGUGAAUUUCUCAUGCCCUUUGUGUUUUACCAGGUUAAUCCGCAAAUAUGAAAUGAACAUUAUGGAAAUAAUUAACAUGCAGUUUUCUUAAUGGAGAGCUACAGUGCUAAAGGGUAUAAACAUAAUAUCUCAGUGUCCCUUUGAUUACUCAAUGCAGAACAGUUAUGUUCUAUGUCACAAUCCGGGUUACCUUAGGCUUUCCACUGAAUUAUAAAUGUGUGUCACUUUUGUGGAAAUAUAUACCUUUUUUUUUUUUAACAAUGGCAGAGAAUGCAGUUCUGGGAGCUCUAAAAGUCUAUUUUAACUAACCAGCACAAGUCAAACCACAUCAAGCUUCGGGACUAAUACUGACAACGAACAUACAGCAUGCAACACUGUAAAACAUUUCCCUGUUAUCCUUAAGGAACCUAAAACCUGCUGUAACCUGCAGGCUUGAAUGCUUCAGACAAUUGAAUAUAUGGCCGAACAUGAUUUUUAUGGUUGCUUGAAAACCAUAUGAUGAUCAAAUAGUUCUGAAUGAUUAAGUAGCCUGUUGAUUACAAUGUAGCUAAUGUCACACAAAAGCCACUGACCUAAUCCAGAGGCUCUUACAUGGAAUCAGGAUGCUAGCUUAAUGUGAUAAAAAUAAAUACUCUAUAUAGCCCCAUUUUUAUAUGUACACAUCUCUCUUAAGAGGUUUCAAGAGAAUUGUAAAAACUAAAGUUAAAAUAAUUUUCAAUAAAAUAUCUAAAUGCCUUUUUUUCUGGUAAAAUUUGUGACUUAAGAUGCAUAAAUGCAAAAUAAUUUUGUAAAGUAACUUUUAAGAUGCAACAAUGUAUGCAGACUUAACUUUUGAAGAUAAGUACAAAAACGUGGAUCUCUUUGAGCUGA